AUGUGAGGUUUUUGUAUGAUUGGUUUUACUGGGUACUCCUACAGGACAUGGAAAUCCAAGAAAGGUGAAGUAGGACAGGCAGUCAGGCUUGCUUUGCAGUAUGGGUACCGACAUAUUGAUUGUGCACAUGUUUAUCAAAAUGAAGACGAAAUAGGGGAGAGUCUUACUGAGGUGUUUAAAGAAGGAAAAGUGAAACGUGAAGAUAUCUUCAUUACAUCAAAGCUCUGGUGCAAUAGUCAGGCACCUGAGGAUGUUUUACCAGCAUGUGAGAUAACGCUGAAAAAUCUGCAGUUGAAGUAUUUGGAUUUGUAUCUUAUCCACAUCCCCCUUGCUUUCAAAAAAGAUGUCCCUUUUCCUCACUCCAAGGCAGAAGGGGUGAUAGGUUACUCACCCGAAGGCAUGGCCAAGACUUGGCAGGCAAUGGAGCAGCUGGUGGACAAAGGUCUCUGUAAAGCUAUUGGCAUCUCAAAUUUUACAAUUAAGAAGACAAAAACUCUUUUGGAAACUGCCAGAAUAGUUCCAGCUUGUAAUCAAGUGGAAUUACAUCCAUAUUUACCUCAGCCACAACUAUUGAAGUUUAGUGCUGACAAAGGCAUUGUUGUGACGGCAUACUCUCCUCUGGGCUCUCCUGAUCGUCCUUUUGCCAACAAAGAUUCUGAACCUGUGAUACUGCAAAAUCCUGUGUUGAAGAAAAUCGCUGAAAAACAUGGCACCACUUCUGCUUUGAUCGCUUUAGCCUGGGGUAUCAAGCGUAACACUCCAGUCCUCCCAAAAGCCGUCUCUGAAAACCACAUCAAAGAGAACCUUGAAGCACUUCAUGUAAACUUAGAUGAGGAUGACAUGAAAGCGAUUGAGAAUAUUGGAAUACGCCACCGUUAUCUCAUGCAGGCGUGGAUGUUCCAGCCGGAGGAAGUUCCUGAGAAUUACUGGGAUGGCGAAGAAUGAUUGGCUACUGAACAACAACUUACGGAUAGCUUCAUGAGUGAAAUUUAUAGGACAGCAUGCAAUUAUUGUGAGAGUUUUUCAAUUUUAGAGCAGCGAUUAAUUUUUGUGUUAUUUUUCUCAUUUAUUGGAAGGAAAAUUGACUUCUCGCGCUUGAAAAAAAUAUAUCUCGUACUUCAACCUUUCUUCGUAGAUAUUGGUUAAGGGCACUAGAUGUUAUAAAUGAUUCAAACAACAGGGUUUUUUUUUAAGAAACUAGUCUCUCGAAUCGCCACGAGUUUACUAAUGGACUGCCGGGCUGGCAGUAAGUUUGUAACAUUCUUCUUUUUGAAGAACAAUUUAGUGUUUGUUAUUUGCCUUCUAGAAAGUGAAAGGUAGAUUAUAAACACCUUGGAUUUUAUGAAGAGUAACCAAAUAUAUAUUAAAUUAGGGUUAUGAUGCAGUUUACUUUUAUGACUAUCCUACAAAAACAAGACUUUGUCUAUUAAGUAACAUGUUAUCCUUCUACAUAAUUUCCCGAUUAAGUCAAGACAAGACACUUGUUUUACCUCCUAGAAGAAGUAAAGAAGCUUUGCCUCGAAGCACACGAUAGCUAAUGCUUUACAAACUCAUUAAAAGAACGCACUUUUUACUCACGGUUUUCAUUAACGUGAAACCUCCUUCCUUCACGUUGAAAACGGCAGAGAGCAAACGGCGUCAAAUAUGGCGGAAAAAAAUUGUUCACCUGGUCAUCUUUGUCUUUGUCUUUUGCCGUGAAAGUCAUGGUUAACCUCCCUCUUCGCUUGUUUGAUCACUGAAUUGUCCUUUUCGACGAAAAGGAAACAAAAUCCUUAAAAGUUAACUCAGUUGUAGGGCAUAUACGUCAUGCGUCAUUAUGUGACUAUGAAGUCAUUGUAAUUAGUGAUUUGACGUCAUCAACUUAAUGAAGUCAUAAAAAUUUAACGAAGCUAUUAUCAAACCAAUCAAAACUAUAACAGAAUUCUCGGACAUGAUUGAUUAUCAGUCCGAUUUGAGCACUAACUGGACAGCGUAGACAUCAUGCCUGUGUAAUUAGACAUUACGUGUCAAAUGCGCGCACCGUUGUGCAUUUCACUGAGUUGUUUCUUAUGAAAACGUAUAACCGAUGGUUGGUUUCUUUCUCAAAUUUUGUCAUAGUUUUGAUUAAUUAGUGCGUUAAUUUUGAGGAUUUCGUUUUGCUUCUUAAUGACUUCGUUAACUUAAAAGACGAAGUUAAUUUCAUGACGUUGUAUAGUUAUGACCUUGUCUAAUUUUAUUAAUGACAU
Pocillopora verrucosa is the source of this 2225-nucleotide messenger RNA. The record is from RefSeq and is a predicted model, not a curated record. Lineage: Eukaryota; Metazoa; Cnidaria; Anthozoa; Scleractinia; Pocilloporidae.